GAAAUCUUACCUUGGAAGAACACAAGCCGCCGGAAAACAGGAGAGUCAGCCAUACACCUCCACACAGGGACAACGUCCAGGACUCACCAACAUGCCUCCAAUUCCUAUUCACACCUCAAGCCCUAUCACGGCUGCAAAGGCGUCAGGAAUCACUCCAAAAACGGCGCCCUCAGACGAUUCAGAGGCACCAGCUCAAGCACCAGCAAGCAAUGAAGUGCCGACUUCCACUUACCCGGCAGCUCAGCCAGGCGCUCGUCCGUCUAUGCCAGCUCCAACUGGGGCAUCUCAACCUUCCGCCAACAUCCAGCCAACUCCAACACGGGCAGUUGUAGAUUCGAGCCCUCCAGCCCCGCAACCGGGAGCUGUACCGGAGCCGCAUAACGGAGCAUAUUUACCACCACCUCCAAAGACUGGCGAGACUAUGCGCGAGACACAGACACAGUUUACACCAGCACAGAUGCCCUAUGCACCUAUAUCCAGUGGGUCGGAGUUCGCCGCUACUCGUUCAGCGACGACCACAGCUCCUGUUCCUGGCCCGUUCCCGAUGGCUGGCCUAGGCCCGACGGCCGUGCCAGGCGGAGGCUCCGGAAGCGACUUUUCUCAUCCACCUGGUUAUCACCAAAACGUGCAUGCGUCCGAGUUCUCCAGUGCUCAGCGUGCGGCUCACGAAGCAUCAGUUGCACAUGAGCGCAGGCCAUCUCUGGUAGGAGACGAUGAGGAAGGAGUCUGGUCGGCCGCCAAGAAGUGGGCUUCGGCUGCAGGCGAGAGUCUUGCUGCAGCUGAGCAUGAAGUGUGGAAGAGGAUCAACAAGGAGUAACUGUUGCAUCGCGCAAGCAGCAACCAACAGCACAGGCUAAGGUAGGGAACACAAGACCGGUUCGGCAUGAUAGGGCUAUGACCGGGACAUGAUAACAUUAACGUUUCCCUGAGAGUUUGUUAAAUAUAUUAAUGUUUUAAGGGGAUCGGACCCGUUGUGGGCGAUGUUUCUGCUGUUCUAUUUCCAGAAGCUCCAAGCGCUGGGGGAUAGACGGAA
Fusarium redolens is the source of this 1033-nucleotide messenger RNA. RefSeq lists its product as uncharacterized. The transcript has a single exon. Bases 92 to 817 code for a protein of 241 amino acids. Lineage: Eukaryota; Fungi; Ascomycota; Sordariomycetes; Hypocreales; Nectriaceae. The record is from RefSeq and is a predicted model, not a curated record.